Molecule: messenger RNA, 861 nt
Organism: Molossus molossus (Pallas's mastiff bat)
Lineage: Eukaryota; Metazoa; Chordata; Mammalia; Chiroptera; Molossidae
Gene: CUNH21orf58
Product: chromosome unknown C21orf58 homolog
Exons: 7
Coding region: 1-861 (286 amino acids)
Source: RefSeq, a predicted model, not a curated record
AUGCUGGACUCCUCUGUGACAGAUCAGAUGGCCCGACUUAACCUAAAACUCUUGGAGAAGAAACUGGAGCAGGAGCGUGAGGAUUUGGAAGGGGAUUCUGAGGAGCCUCACCUUCUGCCAGGACACAAGGACAGGCCGGACGCAGCCCUGCAGAGCUCUCUGAGGAAGAGGAAGGACCUUCUGCAGAGACUCUUGGAACAACACCUCCUGGAAGAGCUCUCCGCUGCCCACACCUGUGCCUGCAGGAGGCCCAGCAGAGGAGCCCAUGGCUCAGCGCUGCCCCCAGAGGUGCCCCCUGGCAUCUACACCGCAGCCUCCCCGCCCCCACCAGCCCUUGAGCUGCCUCGGGUGAUCGCACACUCGGUCCCCCAGCCUCCUGCCACCAUCAUUCAGCAGCUACCUCAACAGCCACUCAUUGCACAGAUUUCCCCUCCCCAGGCCUUCACAGCUCAAAGGUCAGGAAGCAUUAAGGAAGACAUGGUGGAGAUGAUGCUGCUGCAGAAUGCACAGAUGCACCAGGUCAUCAUGCAGAACCUGAUGCUCCAAGCCGUGCCCCCAAUGGCCCCUGGGUCCUCCAGGGGACUGCAGUCCACACCCCUGCACCCCAUCCUGCAGGACCCGCAGCGGGCUCACCAAACCAUUCUGCGAGCAGAGAGGCAGAAGCCACCCUCUGUGCACCACCACCACCACUAUGCACCCCCAGCCCCGCUGCAGGCUGGUUUUGCACCUGGUUCACCUGUGGCUUACUCUAUGUGGCCCACGGUGGUCUCAGCCACUGCCCUCCCACCUGCCACCAACUUCCAACCCACCAUGCACCACUUGGUCGUCCCCUCUGCUGCUGCUGCUGCUCUUAACACGUAA